Marchantia polymorpha subsp. ruderalis is the source of this 294-nucleotide messenger RNA. NCBI's taxonomy places the organism in Eukaryota, Viridiplantae, Streptophyta, Marchantiopsida, Marchantiales, Marchantiaceae. The record is from the annotation of a GenBank genome assembly.
AUGACGAGAGGCUGGCAGCGAGAUCGAGACCGAGAGCGGCUGCCGCGACGGCGCCGGCCAAAGGCAACGGCAAGGACGAUGGCUAGACUGCAGAUCAACGUCGCGAGCGCGACGCCAAAGCUCUGUAGGAGAAUAAGGCCGAGAAGGCAAGAGCGGCUGCUUCCGGCGGGGGCGACGCUGCUGCCACUUCGACGUCGAAAGCCGCGAAGAAGUGACGCGAAGAGAAGAGAAUGACGAUCGCAGUCCUGCGGACGGGUCCAGUCCGCUGUAAUUAAUCUUCGGCGGACGAGCACC